This is a messenger RNA of Sander lucioperca (pikeperch), 3073 nucleotides long. RefSeq names its product AT rich interactive domain 3C (BRIGHT-like) (gene arid3c). Gene Ontology annotation, cellular component: nucleus. Gene Ontology annotation, biological process: regulation of transcription by RNA polymerase II. The transcript is spliced from 8 exons. Gene Ontology annotation, molecular function: DNA binding. The coding region runs from base 211 to 1929 and encodes 572 amino acids. NCBI's taxonomy places the organism in Eukaryota, Metazoa, Chordata, Actinopteri, Perciformes, Percidae. The record is from RefSeq and is a predicted model, not a curated record.
GCCUCCAGAGGUCAUUCUCACUACAGUUGCCACUUGUUGCCAAAGCAGCUCGAGGCUCCACCAUUCAACACCAAACUGAUUUCAAGUAUUUAUUCAGCCUAACUAUCGAGACCGACAUAUUUGGAUGCUGAAUGCGGAACGUGGCCAGGACUGAAGGAAGACUCGCGUGAUCCGGUAGAUAACAUUUCGGCGCAUCCGACGGAGAGAAGCAUGGUUGAUAACGCAAGUAUAGCAACUAAAUCUGCUUUGCAAGGCUCUUUCUCGCCCGCCAGUAGCAUUCCCAUCCCGGCUCCCUCCGCCUCCUCUCACAGCGCCUUCCCCGGCGUCCAGUCCCAGCAGCCCGCCAGCGGCGGCAUGAAGCUCGAAGCGGUCAUGGAAAACCUGCAGCGGCAACAGGCAGCGCGGCUGGCCCUGGAGGAGAAGCUCCGGCAGGCGGAGACAGAGAAAGACCUCCGCUCCAUGGUGGAGUCGCAGAUACACCAACAAGCGCUGGCUUUCCGCCACUACCAGGCGGCGAUGCGCGGCGCUCUGGCCGCCGGAGUUGCCAACUCGUCCCUCCCACACAUGGAGGUCCGCAGAGCCGCCGAGGACGGGAGCUCCUCCAGACCGGGCAGCCACGGUAAGGAACGGGAAGAGGAGGGAGACGACAUGGAGGAGCAGGACAUCAUGGAUGAAGAGGAGGAGGAAGGCGAAGAUGAUGUCGGGUUGAACCACUACCAGCACCGGGCGUCCUCGCUCCAGGGAGCCGGUCUGCCUCCGAAGAGCAGCCCGAUGCAUCUCAUGGCCAGAGCCCCGGCGGCCUUUGCCCCGGCCCGCCGCGCAGAGUCUCCCUCGGCCCCGCAGCCCCAGCACCACGACUGGACCUAUGAGGAGCAGUUCAAGCAGCUGUAUGAAUUGGAUGAUGAUGAGAAGCGCAAAGAGUUUCUUGAUGACCUUUUUACUUUCAUGCAGAAACGAGGGACUCCAGUGAAUCGGAUUCCUAUCAUGGCCAAGCAGGUGUUGGAUCUCUACAUGCUCUACAAGCUCGUCACAGAAAAAGGCGGCUUAGUGGAAGUCAUCAAUAAGAAAAUAUGGCGUGAGAUCACCAAAGGCCUUAACCUCCCUACCUCAAUUACCAGUGCAGCUUUCACUCUCCGAACACAGUAUAUGAAGUACCUCUACCCGUAUGAAUGUGAAAAGCGGGGACUGAGCUCCCCCGGGGAGCUUCAGGCAGCUAUCGACAGCAACCGGCGGGAAGGCCGUCGGCAGAGCUACGGCUCAGCCAUCUUCAGCUACUCCCCCGUGGGCACCCCCACCCUCCUGUCCUCACCAAAGAUGCACAUGUCCCACCUGUCUCUGCCCACGCACAACAGUGGCCAUAUCUCCCACGUGCCUGUCAUCAAGAAAGAGGAGUCCAUGAUGGCCAGCUGCCUGCCCAGCCGGUUGGCCCUCCCCAUGUCACCCAGCGGCCAUCAUGCAGCAGCCGUGGCCGCUCAGGCAGCCGCAGCCCAGGCUGUCCAGGCCGCAGCCCUGGAACAGCUCAGAGAGAAGCUGGAGAGUGGUGAACCACCAGAGAAGAAGAUGAUGAUGGUGGCAGAGGAGCAGCAGAGGAUGAUGCAACACGCCCUGCAGCAGAACCUGCUGGCCAUGGCCUCGCAGCUGCCCCUCAACAUCAAACUCAACAACAGAGAUGAUAGACAAGAGACCGCAUUGAACCUGUCUACCAACGGCAUUAGCAGCAUCAACAUGUCAAUAGAAAUAAAUGGAGUUGUCUACACAGGCGUCCUAUUUGCUCGGCAGUCGGCCAUCACAGCGAUGGCGGGACACCGUGGGAGACACAGCAGCUGUCAGACUCAGGGAAAGAGCAGUCCCACGCAGUUCCAGCCCUCCUGCUCCUCCUCCUCGUCCUCCUCCUCUUCCUCGCUCCACGGACACAGAAACUCCCCCUGAGUUUCCUGUCCCUCCUCCCACCCCAGAUCCAUUCUCUCCUCAAAGACACAAAGCAGUCGGAGACAUGUCCAUCGUUGUUUUUCAAGGUGGCUUUCUCUCCAUCCACUCGAUCCGAGUCCUUGUAGGUCAGCUAACGUCACAUUGAAAAGCAGCAAAUAUAUUUACAGGUGAGAUAUAUGUUCCAGUUCCCCUUCCCCCCCCCACUCUCCCUGCUCUGAAUCAGCAGUGUGUUCCGAGGACAUUUAACCUUUGUGUGUUACUAUUGUCUUUCACAUCGUCAAAGACGUCUGUUUUACGUGAAGCACUUCCGAAAGCAUGGUCACCCGUCAGCUUCAGGUGCAACCUGGAUGAAUCCGAACCAAGACUCCCUCUUGUGCACCAUUUCAAAUCAAAAGAGGAGGCAGCUGAACAGCUAACCUUCAACAAGACAUGACGUCUGAUGAUGAUGUUUAAAGGCUUUAUGACAGACCUCAGAAACUCACUGCUUACAGCUGAUACCAAAGAAGAAGACCAGUCUUUACUGGUUCAACAUGUCCAGCAUUUACACUGAGCUUUCACGACAAUGAUCAAACCUGAAGACUAGAGCCAGAACACAAACAGCACAAGGGAAAAUCAUCAUGUUUUCUGUAGAGAGGCUGUGUAGACUGCUUAACCAUAUGCUCUCAUGUUCCAUCGGACAGUUGCUUAAUAAUGUCUCAACUUAUAGCCGACAACAUGGCUGGAAAGAGUGAUGUAUGUGUGCAUCAAUGCAGCCUUGGAAGUGAGAGUGAAGAGUCUAAUAUGUGGAUUUCUUUUUUUUUCUUAAACGCAAUCAGCUCAGUCCACAGACAGUCAGCAACUUGUUGGAUGGAUAACUAUAGCCAGGAGGCCAAUGGAACCAAGCAACUAAGAGUUAACACAUAGCUCUCUGUCCACAGGUAACAAACAGUAUGUCCCAAUCCCAUGUUGUAAAACUAAUACUAUACAUAUGUACAGUACAUUAUCAGGAUCAGAUUAGGCCCCAAGUAUUACACUGGAACACUACCCCACCCCAGGCUCGCUGUGUGUCAGUUAGUUUUGUACUAAUGAAAUUAAGCAUAUUUGUUUAAGGAUAUGUAAGCAUAAUUUCAACUCCACUAUGUAUUAAAACUACAUUUUCACGCAG